Umbelopsis ramanniana AG is the source of this 253-nucleotide messenger RNA. RefSeq lists its product as uncharacterized. The coding region runs from base 31 to 231 and encodes 66 amino acids. Lineage: Eukaryota; Fungi; Mucoromycota; Umbelopsidomycetes; Umbelopsidales; Umbelopsidaceae. The record is from RefSeq and is a predicted model, not a curated record. The transcript has a single exon.
UGCUGAUGCCAUUUCUGGAUAGCAGAUUGAAUGGCAUCGAUGGAAUCCGGAACAGCGUUGUCAGCACACCGUCAAGUGCGGUACGCAGGUCUUCGAAGGGAAGUUUGCGUAGGAACAGUAGGAUUUUGGAGAGAGGAUUUGAUUCUUGAACAAUGUGUUGCAACGGAGGUUGAACUGUUAGUUAUGAAAAGACUUUAUGGAGAUAUUAAAGUAGGUAGCUUCACCAUGUAAGGUCACGUGAGUGCCUUAUUAU